CAUUUUUUUCUAUUUAUUUAAAAAAUUUUAAUUUGUUUUAAAAAUAAAAUUGUAAAAACGGUAUAAUUUUUUUUUUAAAUUUCAAUAAUAAAAUAAUUGUAUAUCCCUAAUAAUGCCAGAAAAAGAAUUUUCGCAUGAAUAUAAAAUAAAUAUUAAAGGAAAAACCCGGAAAAUACUCUGAGCUCGACUCAAGAAAUUACGUGUUUGGGGUAUUUGGACUUUUUGCUCAAUUGUGUGUGCAAAAAGCUGCAAUGUUUACAAAUAGUAAAUAAUAAUUGUUUUUUUUAAAUAUGCUUUAGCUGUUCCUGGGGGAAGAAGCAGCAGCAAUAGCAAUUAUUGCCGCCGUCAACAUGAUCCUUGAGGACGACGCCGACGAUGAGGAAGAAGAUGAAGAAGUUUUGCAAUUAUUAGCUGCUGUAGAAAGGGAUAGACGCGCAGUGCCCAAAACUCAAAAUUAUUUUGAGGAAAUUAUUCCCAGAUUUUCUUCAUCAGAAUUUCAAUCACAUUUUCGUAUGAGUCGAGCCACGUUCGAACAACUGACCAGGAUCCUUGCACCAGACUUACAGGGUUUGCAUUCGGUAGUUCCUGUUGCGAAAAAGUUGUCAGUCGCUCUUUGGUAUUUCGGAAAUCAAGACGUUUAUCGAUCUAUAUCGGACAGGUUUGACCUUUCCAAGUUCAGAAAACUUUAUUCAUUGGCCUACUGGACUCGAAUUCACCAGAUUGCAGCAUGAAUUUCAGCAAAUGGCUGGAUUUCCAGGUGUCAUUGCACAGUGGGGCCAAA
Messenger RNA from Leptopilina boulardi, 781 nucleotides. RefSeq lists its product as uncharacterized. The record is from RefSeq and is a predicted model, not a curated record. The coding region runs from base 351 to 731 and encodes 126 amino acids. Lineage: Eukaryota; Metazoa; Arthropoda; Insecta; Hymenoptera; Figitidae. The transcript is spliced from 3 exons.